Molecule: messenger RNA, 3405 nt
Organism: Tauraco erythrolophus (red-crested turaco)
Lineage: Eukaryota; Metazoa; Chordata; Aves; Musophagiformes; Musophagidae
Source: RefSeq, a predicted model, not a curated record
GUUACACACUACAAGCAAUAUCCACCUAAUACAAGCAAAGUAUAUUCCUACUUUGAAUGUCGUGAAAAGAAGACUGAAAAUUCCAAAUUGAGGAAAGUAAAAUAUGAAGAAACUGUUUUUUAUGGUUUGCAGUACAUUCUGAAUAAAUACUUAAAAGGCAAAGUGGUGACCAAAGAAAAAAUCAAGGAAGCCAAAGAAGUAUAUAGGGAGCAUUUUCAGGAUGAUGUCUUCAAUGAAAAGGGAUGGAACUAUAUUCUGGAGAAAUACGAUGGCCAUCUUCCUAUAGAAAUAAAGGCUGUUCCUGAGGGCUCUGUCAUUCCCAGAGGAAAUGUUCUUUUCACAGUAGAAAACACAGAUCCAGAGUGCUACUGGCUCACAAAUUGGAUUGAGACUAUUCUUGUUCAGUCGUGGUAUCCAAUCACAGUGGCUACAAACUCUAGAGAGCAGAAAAAGAUUUUGGCCAAAUAUUUGCUAGAGACUUCUGGCAGCUUAGAAGGACUGGAAUAUAAACUGCAUGACUUCGGCUACAGAGGAGUUUCUUCACAAGAGACUGCAGGAAUAGGAGCUUCAGCUCAUUUGGUGAACUUCAAAGGAACAGACACUGUAGCAGGAAUUGCAUUAAUUAAAAAGUACUAUGGUACAAAAGAUCCGGUUCCAGGAUAUUCUGUUCCAGCUGCUGAACAUAGUACCAUAACAGCCUGGGGGAAAGAUCAUGAAAAAGAUGCUUUUGAACACAUAGUGACACAGUUUUCUUCAGUGCCUGUAUCUGUUGUUAGUGACAGCUACGACAUUUACAAUGCUUGUGAAAAAAUAUGGGGUGAUGACUUAAGGCAUAUAAUUGAAGCCCGAAGUCCAGAGGCACCACUUAUUAUUAGACCGGAUUCUGGGAAUCCCCUUGACACUGUUUUGAAGGUCUUGGAGAUCUUAGGGAAGAAGUUUCCCAUUACAGAGAACUCAAAAGGCUACAAGUUGCUGCCACCUUAUCUCAGAGUUAUUCAAGGGGAUGGUGUGGAUAUCAACACAUUGCAAGAGAUCGUGGAGGGAAUGAAGAAGAAUAAAUGGAGUAUUGAGAAUAUUGCCUUUGGAUCUGGUGGAGCUUUGUUGCAGAAACUAACCAGAGAUCUCUUAAACUGCUCCUUCAAAUGUAGUUACGUGGUGACCAACGGUCUCGGGGUAAAUGUCUUCAAGGAUCCAGUUGCCGAUCCAAACAAAAGGUCAAAGAAAGGCAGGCUGUCAUUGCAUAGAACACCAGCUGGAGACUAUGUGACACUGGAAGAAGGCAAGGGAGAUCUUGAGGAAUAUGGACAGGAUCUCCUUCAUACGGUAUUUAAGAAUGGAAAGGUAACGAAGUCAUAUUCGUUUGAUGAAGUAAGACAAAAUGCCAGGCUGAAGAACAGUGAACUAGAAAUGGCGUCUCACUAAGUUUCAUUCCAUGUCUGUGUAUGUGUGUGUGUAACAAGUACGUACUGCAUAGCUACUGGAUUUAUUGUACAGAUUUGUGUGUUUGUGUUUUAUGACAUUGUAGCCAAAUUAUUUGUUGGUUUAUGGACAUACUGCCCUAUCUUUUGCCAGUCUUUAGAAAAGAUGAAAUCAGGAAAUGGUACUUACAUUGUAAAACAUAUUUAAUGUUGAAGUGUGCUUUUUAGGGCCCUUUGCCAGUAGUGAUUCAAUCUGGUAUUGAUCUUUUCACAAAUAAGACAGAGCUGAGAAACUUUUUUAUAUAUAACAGAAUAUCACAAAAUGGAUUUACAUAAAAUUAUCAUGAUUGCUUUAUGUUUAUAUUUAACUUGUAUUUUUGUACAAACAAGAUUGUGUAAAAUAUAUUUAAAGUUUCAAUAAUUAAGUCUUUCCAACUUUUCAUGAUUUUUAUGAGCACAGACUUUCAAGAAAAUAUUUGGUGGGGGGGGAAAUCCAUUGCCUUUUGUCCAUUAAUCAGCAAAUAAAACAUGGCCUUAAAGUUUGUUGUGACAUUGUACCAUUUGACAGCUAAACCAGGACUCGUAUCUCCUCAAGAUCCCAUAGAAUUGCUGACCUCACCGUUUCUUGUAGUUGUCUGUAUUAGUAAAUCUACAUUAAAGAAAAUUACUGUUCUUACUAGAAGGUUUAGGUACUACAGACCUUGCUGGCACAGUAAGGUAUGUAAAUGAAAUGCCAAAUUUGAAAGGAUUCUCUACUGCAACUUAACUUGCCAAGUCUAUCCCACUUGGCAUAUGCACCUCAAUAUUUUAAGAGUAAAGUUUUUAAGAGAUCUCCUCUUCCACUAUAGAAUAUAUGUGUAAAAUACUGAAAUAUGGAAGCGGUGUAUUUUAAAGUAAUUACACUUCUGGGUUUAUUUUUCAUAUACUGUAAGUGACAUGACUUUAAGCAAAAUACUGGUCUGGGUAGUGCACUUUUUUACUUUUUUGUAUUUUUUUCAUUGAUUUGCCUUUUGUCAGACUGGAUGUUAAAUUGUAAAAAUGUUCAACUAUUUUUGUUAACAACUUUAAUAAAACUUUAUGCUAGCCAAACUCCUACAUGAAUGGCAGACCUGUUUCCCCAUCUCGCCCCGUCUCAUUGGGGUGAGGAGAGACUUUUAUUUUGCAGAGGGUAGCUGUAAGACACUGAGAGAUACUUUUGAACUGUCUGCACUUGAUUGUACUUGCUCUCUGCAUAUGCUUGAUUUGAAUAUCUGCUGGAAAACAAAACUGGUGAGGAUUUUAUUUGAGAAGCUAUGUAGUAACCUCUGAAAUAUUUGAUAGUAUUGUAGGAUGGCUCUCACUAGAAAAGUACCUUCCUUACUUAAAAAGCAACAGCAAAAGCAAAUGGUUCCUGUGUUAUGCUGGUGAUCAUCUAUCAGCCAAUGGCUUAAUAUACUGGUGUAGUUAAUGUAGUUAAUGCUUCUAAUUAGUAAAUGACGUUACAGAAAAAUUUUAGGGGUCCCUUAAAAUAAUUUAAGCCUACAAAAUUUUAUAAAACAUGCUUUUAAAGGAAGACUGAAAAGCCAUACUUCAUUGUUCUUAUUCUCUCGCCAAAAAGGGCCACAUCAAAGCACCCAUAAUAUUUCCAGGGUUUGUGGUUAAGACAUUUAUGCCCAGUCUCAAUAGUUCUUGUUAAUAAAAAUUUGUUUUCCACUUGUAGUGUGUGGAAUUAUACAUUUAAGUGAUGUUUCAAAAAAUAGUGCUUUUAGUAAGACUCUAAAUGCUGACCUUUCACACUGAGGAACUGCCUUCCCUUUGCUAUUAAUGAUAUUGUUUGUAUUUGACCAGGAAAGAUUUUAAAUCUGGACCUAGGAUCAGUAGCAGGUAAAUAGUACAGAGCCUAUUUCACUCCUCCACAUGUGUACUAGGGAAUUUUAUGAUGUAUGGUUUAAAAAACAAUAAAGUAAAUGCUGCUUUCAUUCUGUACCAAUAAAAAUUUUGAUAACUA